GCGCUCUACUGGCCGCACGCCUCAUCUCUUGCGAGCCGAGAGCACGCGGGCGCGAGCGUCAGCUUCCAAGGACGCACCGCGGGCACGAGAGCUUCAGGUCGUCUGAAAGUCCGCGAGCAUCAACGGGCAGAGAGCGGGAGGCGGGCACGAGCUUUACAGGUCGACCUGAUCAAUCGAUAAAUCCCAUUUAUUGAUUUUCUCUUUGUGUUGAGUGAAGCGGCGCGUGAAUCAACAACAGCUCAUCACCACAGAAAAAGACACCCCGGGACACGGUGACGUCAAUUUAUUCAGCGAGAGGACACGAGACAGAGAAGCCAACCGGAACGGGACAUGUGACGGUACCGGGCCGUUACCGGGAGCAGCGGGAGGAAUCCCCGGUAAACACAUCUCAGGCGGGGACAAUCAACAGGAGAGGCUCGGUACCGGAGAGCUGGUUCCAUUAGGAGCAACAUGGAGCUGCGCGGCGUGCUCCUCCUCGCCGUGCUGCAGUGCUGCUCCUUGGCGCUCGGCGGCUGCGAGCCGCGGCCGGUGAACAUCGGCGCCGUGCUGAGCCAGAAGCGCUACGAGCAGGUCUUCAAGGAGGCGGUGAGCUCGGCCAACGCGCUCUACGGGAAGGACAAGUUCAGGAUGAACGGCAUCUCCGUCACACACAAGGCCAACGCCAUCCAGAUGGCCCUCUCCGUCUGUGAGGACCUGAUCUCCAACCAGGUGUACGCCAUCCUGGUCAGCCAUCCUCCUCAGUCCAACGACCACUUGACCCCGACCCCCGUCUCCUACACCGCCGGCUUCUACCGGAUCCCCGUGGUGGGCCUGACCACCCGGAUGUCCAUCUACUCAGACAAGAGCAUCCACCUGUCCUUCCUGAGGACCGUGCCCCCCUACUCCCACCAGGCCCAUGUGUGGUUCGACCUGAUGAGGGAGUUCAGGUGGAACCACAUCAUCCUCAUCGUCAGCGACGACCACGAAGGACGAGCCGCCCAGAAGAGGCUGGAGACGCUGCUGGAGGAGCGCGAAACCAAGACUAAAAACAGGAACUAUGAAAACCUCGACCAACACAGCUAUGACUUCAGGAGAACACCCAAGGCAGAGAAGGUGCUGCUGUUCAGCCCGGACACCAACCUGACGGCCCUGCUGCUGGAGGCCAAAGACCUGGAGGCCCGAGUCAUCAUCCUCUCUGCCAGUGAGGAUGAAGCUGCCGCUGUGUACAAAGCAGCCCGUCAGCUCAACAUGACCGGCUCCGGCUACGUCUGGCUGGUGGGAGAAAGAGAGAUGACCGGGAAGGCUCUAAGUGAAGCUCCAGAUGGCCUGCUGGGCCUCCAGCUGAUUAACGGUAAGAACGAGUCCGCCCACAUCGCCGACGCCGUGGCCGUGGUGGCUCAGUCUCUGCAGGAGCUCUUUGAGAAGGAGAACAUCACGGAGCCUCCGCGUGGCUGCGUGGGAAAUACCAACAUCUGGAGGACGGGGCCGCUCUUCAAACGAGUGCUUAUGUCAUCCAAGUACCCCGACGGUCUGACUGGACGGAUCGAGUUCAACGAUGACGGCGACCGGCGAUUUGCCACCUACAGCAUCUUGAACUACCAGCAGAAACCAGGUCGCCUUGUCCAGGUCGGAGUCUUCAACGGCUCUCAGGUUGUGAUGAACCCUCAGAGGAAGAUCAUCUGGCCUGGAGGAGAGACAGAGAAGCCAGUCGGAUACCAGAUGUCAACUAAACUGAAGAUAGUGACGAUCCAUCAGGAGCCCUUUGUGUACGUGAAGCCUACAAAGACUGACGGAACGUGUAAAGAAGAGUUCACCGUCAACGGAGUCCUGAUCAAGAAGGUGAUCUGCACCGGGCCCAACGGCACCACACCAGGUCAGCCCAUAGUCCCUCAGUGUUGCUAUGGUUUCUGCAUCGACUUGCUCAUCAAGCUGGCGAUGAGCAUGAACUUCACUUAUGAGGUUCACCUGGUGGCUGAUGGGAAAUUUGGCACGCAGGAGCGCGUGAACAACAGUAAUAAGAAGGAGUGGAACGGGAUGAUGGGGGAGCUGUUGGGAGGUCUUGCCGAUAUGAUUGUGGCUCCUCUCACCAUCAACAAUGAGCGUGCUCAGUACAUUGAGUUCUCCAAACCCUUCAAGUAUCAGGGACUCACCAUCCUGGUGAAGAAGGAAAUCCCUCGCAGCACUCUGGACUCGUUUAUGCAGCCGUUCCAGAGCACACUGUGGCUAUUAGUCGGUCUGUCGGUCCACGUGGUGGCAGUGAUGCUUUACCUAUUAGACCGGUUCAGCCCGUUCGGAAGGUUUAAAGUGAAUAGUGAAGAAGAAGAAGAAGAUGCCCUCACCCUGUCCUCUGCCAUGUGGUUUUCAUGGGGAGUACUGUUGAACUCUGGGAUAGGAGAAGGAGCUCCCAGGAGUUUCUCAGCAAGGAUUCUGGGUAUGGUGUGGGCAGGUUUUGCUAUGAUCAUCGUAGCGUCCUAUACUGCCAAUCUGGCAGCCUUCCUUGUGUUGGACCGGCCUGAGGAGCGCAUCACUGGCAUCAACGACCCCAGGCUGCGUAACCCGUCGGAUAAGUUCAUCUACGCCACAGUGAAGCAGAGCUCAGUAGAUAUCUACUUCAGACGUCAGGUGGAGCUGAGCACCAUGUACCGGCACAUGGAGAAGCACAACUACGAGAGCGCUGCCGAGGCCAUCCAGGCCGUCAGAGACAAUAAGCUUCAUGCCUUCAUCUGGGACAGCGCUGUGUUGGAGUUCGAGGCGUCGCAGAAGUGCGACCUGGUGACGACAGGAGAGCUUUUCUUUCGCUCCGGAUUUGGGAUUGGAAUGAGAAAAGACAGUCCGUGGAAACAGAACGUUUCUCUGGCUAUUCUCAGUUCCCAUGAGAACGGCUUCAUGGAGGAUCUAGACAAGACGUGGGUUCGAUACCAGGAGUGUGACUCAAGGAGCAAUGCCCCCGCUACACUUACCUUUGAGAACAUGGCAGGUGUGUUCAUGCUGGUUGCCGGGGGCAUCGUGGCCGGGAUCUUCCUCAUCUUCAUCGAGAUCGCUUACAAACGCCACAAAGACGCCCGCAGGAAACAGAUGCAACUCGCCUUCGCCGCUGUGAACGUGUGGAGGAAGAACUUGCAGCCGUACCCGACUGACAUCACCGGACAGCUCAACCUAUCAGAUCCCUCCGUCAGCACCGUGGUGUGAGGGGCAGCUACACACAGACACUAUGCUACAAACACACACACACACACACUAUGCUACGAACACACACACACACACACACACACACACACACACUAUGCUACGAACACACACUAUGCUACAAACACACACACACAGACACUAUGCUACGAACACACACACACACUAUGCUACGAACACACACACACACACAGACACUAUGCUACGAACACACACACACACACAGACACUAUGCUACGAACACACACACACACACACAGACACUAUGCUACGAACACACACACACACACAGACACUAUGCUACGAACACACACACACACACAAUAUGCUACGAACACACACACACACACAGACACUAUGCUACGAACACACACACAGACACUAUGCUACGAACACACACACACACACAGACACUAUGCUACGAACACACACACACACACACAGACACUAUGCUACGAACACACACACAGACACUAUGCUACGAACACACACACACACACACACACUAUGCUACGAACACACACACACACACACAGACACUAUGCUACGAACACACACUAUGCUACACACACACACACAGACACACACACACUAUGCUACACACACACACACACACACAAUAUGCUACGAACACACACACAGACACUAUGCUACGAACACACACACACACACACACACUAUGCUACGAACACACACACACACACACAGACACUAUGCUACGAACACACACUAUGCUACACACACACACACAGACACACACACACUAUGCUACACACACACACACAGAUGGGCGGACUGAGCGUCCUCUGUGACAGGAAGUAGAAUCCGAUGGCAGCAGGACUUCAGGACGCCAUCACACUGUGACUCACACACACACACACACACACACCAUCUGUCGUCCUAGACCCACUGCACACACACACACAGACUCACACUAUCGCCUUGCUCUGCUUGUAGCCGUCAGCCUCCUCCAACCAGAGGAUCUUUUAUUUUGAAAGAACUCUUUUACUUCGGUGGGUGUCUUUUGAUGUCGUACAGUUUCCUGUCCGUCUCACCGAUUGAUUGAUCCCGCCAAUCACGUGAACUCAAGCUCCCGAAGCACUUCGAUCACCUGCCGAUCGACCGGGAACCUUUUGAUCGAUCGGACUUAUCGAUUGAUCGGGGAACCCGUCGGUCGCUUGGGGACCGAUCACCGACCAGAGAGUGGCAGGUGGGCCGGGCCUCUGGGACAGGAAGUACUUUCUCUGGAUGGAUUGGCCAUUCAUGAGGAGUGAAAGUAAAUGUUUAUAACACAGAUAUUUCUGCAGAUCUGAGGACAUUUCACUUAUUGAUGAAGUAUUGACGAGUAUUUCUUCUUCACUCAAUGAUAUCCAAUGAGUUCACGUUCAAAAGCUCCUCUUGUCUGUUGUGUUAUAAACACUUUAUUGUGUUUAUACUUCUUAUAAAUGGUAAAUACAUUAUGAAUAUUGCUAACAAGGAAGUAAUAUUAUAACUUUUAUUUAUUAUUAUUUAUUCAAGUUCUGAAGGAUCAAAAUAAUGCACAUUGAUAUUAAUAAGGUUUAAUAAGUGAUAUUAAUAAUAUUAUCAGGACUUUAAUAUUUAUUGACUGUGUUAAAGUAUAUAAAUGAAUGAAAACAAUUGAUGAUGUACUACUGACGAUCAGUAGUAGAGACCGUUAAAUAAUCAUAAUAGUACAUUUUAUUUAUAACGCACUCUUUGUCAAAAGGUCUCAGAGUGUGACAAUUAUUGUAACAUUAAAAUUAAAAAAAACGUUUUUUUAAAUUAUUCACUUUGAAAAUGAUUUUUUUCAGUUAUUCUGAUUUUAAUAACAACUUUUGUUUUGAAGUUACACCUUUGUUUAGUUGCAUUUGAUCAAACCAAAUACAUAUUCUAAUAUUAUUGUUACGUUUUUUCUCAUUUUAUUUAUUAAUUUAAAUGAUUUACUGGUAUCAGAUUAUUCGAAGUAUAUGUAUCUAUUUAAUUUAGUUCAUUGUUUUUUAAUAACAAUAAUGAGAAAUCAGAAUAUUACAUUUAGAAAAUACUCCCUGAACCAGAGGCUCCGCCCACCGUCCCCAGACAACCCCAGUGCAUUAUGGGACGUGUAUUCUCUGCUCCACCUCCACCCAAGCGUGAUGGGACACGAAGUCUCUGCUGAAGACGUCGACCUCUAUGACCUCCUCUCAUUUCUCUGACCUUUAGACAUGAAUGGGGUUUUAUUUUUUUAUCUUACAAAUAGGGAAACGAAGCGCCGCCUCCUGCGUGAAGGUCGUGUGUUUGUUUGAGCCGCCCUGCAGAGUCCGAGUCUCUUUAAACUACGUCACCUUUCCUCCGUCAGAACCACUACAACCACAGUUACACUGUGAUGUAGAAGAAAAACCCCAAACAUAUAUAUCUCAAAUGAAAAAGGUUAAGGCUCAGAUAGCAUCUAAAGCUAACAGGCUAGUGGUUUGUUAGCGAUAUUUGAACAACAGUUAUAAUUAGACGCUGAUGUUCAUGUAGCAGCUAACGCUAACAAUCUCGUUGAAUUUUGAAAUUGACAAAGGGACACACAGGUAAUUUUGGUGGCUUACUAGUGUACCGCCUAAAGCUAACAGUGGUUUGAAUUGUCGUGUAGCUAAACCCAGCUAACGCUAAUCCCAACGAGAGCUACAACCAGGUGUAGUGGCUAACAGCUAAUGAUGAGCAGCAGUAUUACUAUACGUUACACAUCUAAUGCUAAAGCUAAGGCAGCUAUCAUUGCUAAAUCAAGCUAAGUGUAAGUCAAUGAGACAAUUGUUCAUGAUUUUUAAAGGUACGUUUUCUUGAAAUUGAAAAUUGAAAUUGUAUUUUGUCAUAUUAUCAUUCAAUAAUAAUAUUAAUUAAUAUGCCAUGAUAAAUAUACAUUCCAUGGAAGAGAGGUUUUAUUUUGUUUUAUUUUAAAUUGAAUAUGUCCUGUGAACAAGGUUUAAUAAAGACUUGGACUAUACUCUGCUGGUCGGUUCAGGUGAGACCGACACGAUGAAUAUUGAAUAUUGAUUUUGAUGUGUGUAUUGAUCGGUCAGUUCUCGUCAUGUUUCACACAGCCAGCUGCACGGGGAGUCGACCAGUAAUCAAUACGUAUUAUAUUCCACCCAGGAACAUUAUUUAUUUUAUUAUUAUUAUUUAUUACUUUCAAGUCACUCUGUCUCACUAUACGUUACAUUAUGGAUUUAUGUGCUUUAGUGGGAAUUUAUAUGAUUAUUUGUUCAUUGACAACACUGACCUUCAGGUUUGAAAAAAAACAGGAUGUUUUACUCUGAAAGGUUGAUUGCUGAUAAUCCAAAUAAACUUCAGUUAUGAUGAUCAAUAAACAAAAGUGACAACAAUAAACUGAGAACUGAUCCAAACGCUAAAAUAUAAAUAUAAUGUAGCAUUAAAUAUAUAUUCAAAUAUGUGCCAAUAACAGUUGCAGUGUUGAUAAUGUCAUCAUUUGCUGUUUUUUUUAAGAUUAAAUACAGAUUAAAUUAUAAAUAUUUUAGUUGGAUUUGAUCAAACCUUUAAAUGUUGAAAGUUUAUUAGCUGAUACGAUAAUAGAGUCAAAGAGUCACAUCAUGCCGUGAUGUUGUUUCUAUUUCCUGUUUUUUCAUUUCUUUUGGACGUCGACACGGAUUGAACUUGUUGUUUGGAGAGUUGAACAGAUGAUGAUGAUGAUGAUGAUGAUGUUUGUAUUAAUCUAUAACCUCUUGUGAACUGUCUCUAACUGUAGAGGAAGACCUUUGACCUUUGACAUGAACUGUUUGUUUACCUCCCCACGCUGUGAAGACAAUAGGUCCUAAAUAUUAUUAUCAAUAAUAUAUGUGGUGUAGCUAAACCUGGAGAACUGUAAAGUUUGUGUACAGCACUCCAUGAAAACUACAAGUUUACAGUAAUAAAUGGACAUUUACUUCA
Molecule: messenger RNA, 7071 nt
Organism: Pungitius pungitius (ninespine stickleback)
Lineage: Eukaryota; Metazoa; Chordata; Actinopteri; Perciformes; Gasterosteidae
Gene: grin1b
Product: glutamate receptor, ionotropic, N-methyl D-aspartate 1b
Exons: 21
Coding region: 451-3168 (905 amino acids)
Biological process (GO): monoatomic ion transport; ionotropic glutamate receptor signaling pathway; regulation of membrane potential
Cellular component (GO): plasma membrane; neuron projection; synapse
Molecular function (GO): NMDA glutamate receptor activity
Source: RefSeq, a predicted model, not a curated record